GUCCUCCAGUCCGUCUCCGCGGAGGCCGGUCCCUUUCUGCUUUUGGCUCGGCCAGAUGCCCGACCCAGCCCUGCAGCUUUCGGUCGUGGAUGCCCAGACCCGGAUGCCGCUGUGUCCGCCUUCAUCCGCUCCGCCAGUUGGCCCGCAGUGCCUUUGGCGUUGGCGCCGAGCCGGCCACCCCUGCUCUCAUCGUGGUUCCUGGGCCAGCGGUUGUGGACACGGGUGCUCCACUAGAGAAGGAGGCCUUCAAGAUGGCAGCUGGGGGCGAGCGGGGCUGCUCCCUCGCUCGCGAUCCAGAGUUACAAGAACAACUUCGGCAGCUCUGGAAGGAUUGGCUAGAGGUGCAGGAGCAGCUAAAGUGGCCUAUGGAAAACGCUCCAGCGUGGGUCCCCAACUAUGGCUCUGUCGAGGACCAUCGGGACUUCGCUAGAGCUAAGUUCGAGGAGGACGUGAAAGAGGGCCUCAUGGCUAAGAUGUCUCCGGGUGAAUUCCUCGAACGCUAUGGCGAGCACACCGCUAUUGCAGCGCUAGCGGUCAUCGUGGAGGAUGAGGCGCUGGACAAGAAGCGUAUCAUCCACAACGCUACCCAUGGUGUGCGCGUUAUAACCACCGGAGCAAAUGUGGUUUCCGGGACCUACAAGCUAGGUCUCCGCAAGCUAGCCCGGACUGGGAAGACCGCUGGCCGCCUACCUACCAUGAUCCGGGUGCUAUGUGGAUGGUUGGCGGACCGACUGGAAGGGGGCGGGAGGCUACAGAAACCCGAGACGCUAUUGGAAGACGCGGCCCCGCUGAGCUUCUUUACGGACGCGAAGGCAGAAGGUGGACGUGCGCGGAUUGGCGGCUUCCUCGAGCUAGUGGGGCCCUUGGUUUUCGCUAGAGGUGGUGGACAGCUGGGCCUUUUGGGCCUUUGCAGAGCUCCUGGCUACGCUGGUCGGGGUCCGCCUUUGGGUUUCAGAGAGGACGCUCAGAAAUCGUCCCGGGUGGCUAUCCGUGGCUACACCGACAACCAGUCGAACGAGGCCCUGCUACGGAAGGCUAUGACCACCAAGUUCCCAUCCACGCUAACCCUCAUGGAGCUCGCUGAAGAGCUAGAGCUAGCAGACGACCACACGAACGAGAAUUUCGCUAGCUUCGACNNCUGA
Molecule: messenger RNA, 1142 nt
Organism: Symbiodinium necroappetens
Lineage: Eukaryota; Dinophyceae; Suessiales; Symbiodiniaceae
Source: the annotation of a GenBank genome assembly